GAACAUCUACUUCGACUACAUCACCCCUGCAUCACGCCUGCACCGAGCAGGCGAUCAUGUCCACUCCCGUGACAUCUUCCGCUCCAUUCCGGUCCGACACGAUCGAACCACUUACGGGGAGUAACUUCCCUCGUUGGAAGUCCCAAGUCGAAUUAUGUUUGGGUUGUAAUGAAUUUGACUAUGCCUUGAGGGAAGAAAAACCUGUGGCACCUGUGGCAGGUGUCACAGGGUAUGCAGAACUCAAGAAGGAGUAUGAUGUUAAGAUGGAAAAGUGGAAUAAGUCCAACCAUAUUGCGCUUCUCAUCAUGAAAGCGACAAUAUCGCCGGACAUUUCUGAAGCACUCCCUAAGAAAGAUACUGCUAAAGAUUUCCUCACUGAAAUGGAGGAGCAAUUUAAAGGCUCCGACAAAGUGUAUGCUCAUGAGCUUUUUGCUAAACUUCUUCAGAAAUACACUAUUGACGGAAAUGUUAGGCAGCACAUAUUGAGGGUGGUAAAUGCUUUCACCAAGCUUAAGGCUUUGGAGUGUUCUUUAAGUGAAGCCCUUCUUGUCAUAAUUAUUCUUGAGUCUCUUCCUGAAGAGUUUGAACAAUUUAAGGUCAACUAUAACUCUCUAAAGGAAAAAUGGCCACUCUCUGAGAUGACCGCAAGGAUCGUCCAGGAGGAAGAAAGGAUCAUGAGGCAGAAGAAAGACCAUGUCUUUCAUGUUGGCUCUAACAAGAGAAAGCAUGACGGACAAGGUUUCCCUAAGCCUCAGAAAAGGCAAGUCAAGAAAGAAGGCACUAAGCCAUUCAACCCUAAGGCAUUCAAGGGUAAAGAAGCCGGUGGUUCUUCUUCUGCUCCUAGCAGCUCCACUGCUGGAGAAAAUGCUUGUAACUUCUGCAAAGAAGAGGGACACUAUCAAAGGGACUGCCCAGGCUUUCUAAAAUGGAUGAACAAAAGAGGGAUUCGAUACGAUCCAAACCAUAAGAGGAGGAACAAGAAAGCUUAAGGUUGCGAACGGAGUUGAGGCCGAUGUUGAAGCUGUGGGAUCUCUCACGUUGGAGCUACACACUGGCCACACUCUUAGAUUGAAUAAUGUUAUUUAUGUGCCUACCUUAAGUAGGAAUUUGAUUUCAGUUUCUCGUUUAGAUGAUGAUAUGUAUGAGUGCCAUUUUGGCAAGAAACAAUUUGCUUUGAUCAAAUGUAAUAAGA
This is a messenger RNA of Triticum aestivum (bread wheat), 1192 nucleotides long. RefSeq lists its product as uncharacterized. The record is from RefSeq and is a predicted model, not a curated record. The coding region runs from base 57 to 989 and encodes 310 amino acids. Gene Ontology annotation, molecular function: nucleic acid binding; zinc ion binding. The transcript is spliced from 3 exons. Lineage: Eukaryota; Viridiplantae; Streptophyta; Magnoliopsida; Poales; Poaceae.